Molecule: messenger RNA, 3348 nt
Organism: Cylindrotheca closterium
Lineage: Eukaryota; Bacillariophyta; Bacillariophyceae; Bacillariales; Bacillariaceae
Source: the annotation of a GenBank genome assembly
AUGUCAUAUUUCCAAGAGCAGGGCCAACGAGAGAGCUAUUAUGAUCAUAGUUCCGAUCGAGACUCAGAUGAAGACGAUAUGUUGCAACCACGCAGAAGCUGCAGCUUUUCGGAGGCUGAGGGCAUGCUAGGUGGAUCUGGAUACUAUGAAAGUUUCACCAUGGAAAGUUCCCCUUUAAGAUCGAGCAACGGGUUGCAUCAUAGAUCUCGGCACAACACAUCUUCGACACUGUCACAAGAAGGGAACAGAAUGGAUCUUGAGGACGAAGGAACAAAACGACAUCGCAAUCCAUCCUAUCAUCGGAAGAAGCCGCAUCACUAUUCUACCCAAAAAAAUCGUGUGUUUCAAAUUUUCAUUGUCAUUAUUGGAUUGUAUAUUCUACUCGUUGCUAAAGCGCUGCUGUGGAUGUAUCAGAACAAUGAUUACUCAAUUUAUUUCGCAUCCAAUGAUUCUCAUGCGAUUCUUCCUACCUCAACUCAAACGUCAACUUGGGCACAGCAACAGCAUGAACAAAUUGUCUUGCGAGGUGGAAAUUUCAUGCUAGCACUAGAAAAGCGAGCCGACGAUCGAUUCCGAAGAUCCCGUCCACCUCUGACUUCAUUAAAUGGAAGAAGCGAUGAUAAUGUUUUUUCUAAUUGGUAUUCCAUGGAUAGGCUUAAAGAAGAGCCAAGGGAAGAGAUCAGGCGAGAAGACGGAAAUUCUGAGAGCGGAGAAGCUUUGUCCAAAGAUCAACUUUGCGGUGCUUUGGCGAGAGACGCAUUCGAAACAACGCCAAACUCUUUUUCGAGCAAGUCCGUUAUCAACAAAAAUUCUGUCGUGUUGAUUACUGGAAUUCUUAAUCUGGUUGGAUAUUCACUGGCCAUACAUCUCAAGGAACAAUGUGGAGUUCAAAAGGUUAUUGGAAUUGACAGCAUGUACCCUAACACGGUUGGGAACAGAAUCCAGCUGCUCGAUCGCAUGCAGCUAUUAUCAUCUGCCUUUCCCAAAAUGCCAAAGCCGAUCCUGCUUUCAUUUAUUGGAGUUGAUCCGUUGUACAAAAAAGGUUCUUCCAUACAUCGUUCGUCGCAUGACGAAAUGGAUGUGUCAGAGCUGAAGCCUACACACAUUGUUCACCUCUCUUCCUUUUCGCAAGAUGUCUACUCAAACGACAUGGUCCACCCAGAUUGGCGCAAUUCUCAUUCUCCGUACAUAGAUGAUGAAAAUCAAAGGGAUCCAUAUCUAUAUCAAAUGCGAGCAAGUAUGGUGUCCAUGGAACAGAUAUUGUCAAGCUUUGUCGAAGGCACAGACAUCGACCGCCCACAAUUCUUGUACGCAUCAUCCUCUGGCGGUCGAUCAGAAGAUGCCCGCCACGCAACAACAAAACUCAUCGACGAAAUCUUGGCCGACGCGUAUUAUCUGAAAUCUGAUUUCCCGUCCGUUGGGUUAAAACUCCCAAGUACCGUCUACGGACCAUGGGGACAACCAGGGUCAUUUGUGCAUGACAGUGUUGAGUGGGCGGCGCGUAGUUGGAAUGAUACAGAAGAUUUUGUGCUGCCUGCAAAUUUGACUGGGAAUGGAUCAACUGGGCAACUUGAUAUGCUCUACGUCGAUGAUGUCGUGGAGGCAAUUGUUGGAGCAAUACAAUACGAAGCAACAAAACCAGUAUCCUUGGAACUAAGUCCCGAGACUGUACUGGAGAAGGACACCUUUGCAGAUGCGCUCAAGUCCUUCAUGCCCAAGCAGUCGAACCACCUGAAGAUUGAAGUAUCCGCAAUUGCUGCGAUGAAAGGUAAACCAGGCUUUCUUGGAUGGAAGCCGCAGACAUCACUACAAGAAGGCAUGGCCCGUACAAUUGCUUGGCACCUUGAUCGCGAUGCUCCUUACGGCCCUUCAGCUGAAAGUGGCGACAAGUUGCUAAAGCGAAAUGGCCUGGAACCCUGCGUUGCGGAUGAUCAAAACUGUCACAAGGGCUAUCGAUACCUGCCUUGUGCUUCGGAAUGCAACGUCAACGAUCACUGCCUUCCAUCCAUUUUCGACAGUGUUCGCAAAACAAUGCGGGAUGCAACCGAAGGAUGUGAUAUGGUAUUGUACACGCAGAGUCUUGGGCACAACAUUGAAGACAUGCGUUUGCAGGCUGAAUACGUCAAGGAAGAGGAUUUGUUGGAGGAUGACAGCUUGAUAUGCAAUCUCGCAAUUGUGCCACAGGAAAGUGAUCUUGUUGCCCGGGUUAUUGGCAAAGUGCCACAGGAUCAGUUUGCAACAUUUGGGCUCGCUGGUCUACCUGACGACAACGUCGAGUCGACUCAUAAACGGAAGUUGGAUGGAAUGAACGGUCGCCUCCUGUAUCGAGGAUGGAUUCUCGUUUGGGUUCCAAAGGCAAUGGAAAAAAUCAGUCACACCGAUCGUUACUUACUGAAGCUGUCACCUGGACAGUUUUUCUCUCCAGAAGUUCAAAAAGCACUGUUUGUCGAAGAGAACUUUUCAGCUCCAAUUCAGAAUGAUGACUGCUUGUUUCUUAUAGACGAGCUCAGCCGGUCAAGAAUGAAGGAGAGAUCCUUUCGGCGAAAAAUUGAAACAAAUGGUUUUACGAAGCGUGUUGUGUACAAGUUGCCCAGUGAGCCACGGCGCAGAGCUGCUAUUUUGCUGUCUCCGCUUCGUUACCCCAAUGUGGAUGAUCCAACAGUGCAAAGGUAUCGAAAUGGCGAAAAGAAGCUGACUAUAAUAGACGCUACAAAGUUUAUGAGAUAUGAAGCAGGCUUCGACUAUCUGGACAAGGAACCUUCAACAAUUCGCUAUCAACGUCAAUUUUAUGAGCGUAUUCCUUCGUAUGUCAAUCGAGAGAAAGAGUUGCGAUCUAGCAUGGAACCCUUCUAUCGGUACAUCAUGAGACACUGGGUACGAACAAGAUGGGUACUUCACGACGUGAAUCUGGAGGAGAGUCGUCUUUUACGCUGUGACUGGUAUAGGGAACACACUCAAUGGGGUGCUGAAAUCGACCAGUUGAGUUUUGCCCAUGUCAUGGCUCUUCGAGAAGUCAAACGACGCAUUGCACACCAGGAAGCAGACGACCACAUCAAGACAUUCAUCGAGUUGAAUCCAGAGUUGAAGCCCUACACAGACUCCUUUGAGUGGCACGCAAUGGAAACAGAAACUAACCGGUUGUAUCGCGAGCCGAUACAAUGGGAAGCAGAAAUCCCUGCCCAUAUUGCAGCUCUACAGGAGGAUAAACAGGGCGACGACGAAGAUGAGUCAAGUGAAGAUGAAGAUGAAGCUUUCUUCAUUCGGAUUAUGAGUGAGCGCACGAUGGCGGCGUCAAGAAAGCGAUGGAUGAAGCGACGGAAGGCAACGAGGAACAAGGAGGGCGACUAA